This is a messenger RNA of Manihot esculenta (cassava), 993 nucleotides long. RefSeq names its product transcription initiation factor TFIID subunit 8. Gene Ontology annotation, cellular component: transcription factor TFIID complex. Gene Ontology annotation, molecular function: protein heterodimerization activity. Lineage: Eukaryota; Viridiplantae; Streptophyta; Magnoliopsida; Malpighiales; Euphorbiaceae. The record is from RefSeq and is a predicted model, not a curated record. The coding region runs from base 158 to 892 and encodes 244 amino acids. The transcript has a single exon.
AAGGAACUACGAACGAACGGAAAACUCCUCUCAAAGCCUCAUACUUACCAUCAAAAACCCCAUUUUCAAAGGCUGCCUUAGGGUUUUCGAGGAAGAGGAUUCCAUAUCAAGCCAAAGUUGGGGUCUUCUUCUACCUCUCUGCACAUCAAAUCACGCCAUGAAACCAAAACCAAAGCAAAAGAAACCUCAAACCCACUCUCCAAUAGCAGCAGACUCAUCGAAUGAUUUCGCAUUUCAAUUAACCAAAAUCGCAGUCUCACAGAUCUGCCAAUCACUGGGUUUCAAAUCCACACAGCUCUCAGCCCUUGAAAACCUAACUCAAGUAACCACCCUUUACCUGAAAACCCUAGCCAAGGCCGCCACAUCAUACUCCAAUGCAUCCAAUCGCACUCAAUCCAACGUCUUCGACAUCGUAAACGCCCUCCACGAUAUUUACUCAAUACGAGGUUUCACAGGAGGCUCCACCAUAGACAAGAGCAAUAGUCUCUUAAGUUCAUGCGUAUCAAAUGAUCUAUCCGUUUUUGUCCACUCCACCAAAGAAAUCCCCUUUUUUAAGGCCAUUCUGAGAGAAGGGAAUACAAUUUCUCCACGUCGAAGUUGGAAUUUGAAGGGAACGCACAUUCCCAUGUGGUUGCCGGAGUUUCCAGAUGAGAAAUCAUAUGUGAAAUGCAAAGAAAAUAAUGGAGACGAGAGAAUGGGGUUGUGGGAGAAUUCGGAAUUGGAGAGGACGAGUGCCAGUGGUGGAACUGGGAAUAAAGAGAAAAAGAAAAUAGAUGAUGGUGGUGAUUUGCCAGCGGAGAGAGGGAGGGUGCGAUUCAGGAUUGGGCAAGUGGCGAAGAGGAAUUGGGUGUCUCGCUCGAGGGUAGAUGGUUCAGUUUUUAUUGAAUUUUAAUAGUCGCACCAUGGAUUCGAACCCUGCUUCCUUAAGUUGAGGAGCCAAAACCUUAAUUAUGCAAUCACCGUUUGGACCGUGGGGCACCAUUGAGUUUGUGA